This is a messenger RNA of Rhipicephalus sanguineus (brown dog tick), 1290 nucleotides long. Its product is annotated as ATP-dependent RNA helicase DDX39A. The record is from RefSeq and is a predicted model, not a curated record. Gene Ontology annotation, biological process: mRNA export from nucleus; mRNA splicing, via spliceosome. NCBI's taxonomy places the organism in Eukaryota, Metazoa, Arthropoda, Arachnida, Ixodida, Ixodidae. Bases 16 to 1275 code for a protein of 419 amino acids. The transcript has a single exon. Gene Ontology annotation, molecular function: ATP binding; RNA binding; RNA helicase activity.
GCAAGAAAGAACACCAUGGCCGACAACGAUUUGUUGGACUACGAGGAAGAGCAGGAGCAGAGUGCGGAGGAAAGCUUACCCCAAGUAAAGAAACCCAUUGGAGGCUACGUGUCCAUUCACAGCUCGGGCUUCAGGGAUUUUCUUCUGAGGCCCGAGCUUCUACGCGCCAUCGUGGACUGCGGCUUCGAACACCCGUCCGAAGUACAACACGAGUGCAUACCACAGGCAAUCCUGGGCAUGGACAUCCUGUGUCAGGCCAAGUCUGGCAUGGGAAAGACCGCCGUGUUCGUCCUGGCUACCCUGCAGCAGCUGGACCCCGUCGAAAACCAGGUGUCCGUGCUCGUGAUGUGCCACACCCGAGAGCUGGCCUUCCAGAUAUCCAAGGAGUACGAGCGUUUCUCCAAGUAUCUGCCUUCAGUGCGUGUGGGCGUGUUCUUUGGCGGCAUGAACAUCACCAACGACGAGAAGGCGCUCGCGGGCAGCUGUCCCCAUAUCGUGGUGGGCACACCCGGUAGAGUCCUGGCCCUCGUUCGCAGCCGUAAACUGCAGCUGAGGCACGUCAAACACUUCGUUCUGGACGAGUGCGACAAGGUGCUCGAGCAACUGGACAUGCGUCGGGACGUCCAGGAGAUAUUUCGCGCCACUCCUCACGAGAAGCAGGUCAUGAUGUUCAGCGCUACGCUGAGCAAGGACAUCAGGCCCAUUUGCCUCAAGUUUAUGCAAGACCCGAUGGAGGUGUACGUGGACGACGAGGCCAAGCUGACGCUGCACGGUCUGCAGCAGUACUACGUGAAGCUGAGGGAAAACGAGAAGAACCGCAAGCUGAUUGAGCUGCUCGAUUUCCUCGAGUUCAACCAGGUGGUCAUCUUUGUCAAAACAGUCCAGCGCUGCGUGGCUCUUGCGCAGCUGUUGGUGGAACAGAACUUCCCCGCCAUCGCAAUCCACCGUGCCAUGACUCAGGAGGAAAGGCUGUCCCGCUACCAGCAGUUCAAAGACUUUCAGAAGCGGAUCCUCGUGGCCACAAACUUGUUCGGGCGGGGUAUGGAUAUUGAGAGAGUUAACAUCGUCUUCAACUACGAUAUGCCUGAAGACUCAGACACAUACCUCCACAGGGUUGCUAGAGCUGGACGUUUUGGCACCAAGGGGUUGGCGCUGACAUUUGUAGCUGAUGAGCAGGACGCAAGAACCUUAAAUGAAGUACAGGACCGGUUCGACGUGAACGUCUCCGAGCUGCCCGAGGAAAUCGACAUUUCCUCUUAUAUCGAAGGUCGCUGACCUAUAUUAUGGUCU